This is a messenger RNA of Perca flavescens (yellow perch), 1035 nucleotides long. RefSeq names its product dharma (gene dharma). Gene Ontology annotation, cellular component: nucleus. Gene Ontology annotation, molecular function: RNA polymerase II transcription regulatory region sequence-specific DNA binding; DNA-binding transcription factor activity, RNA polymerase II-specific. The transcript has 3 exons. Gene Ontology annotation, biological process: regulation of transcription by RNA polymerase II. The coding region runs from base 149 to 829 and encodes 226 amino acids. Lineage: Eukaryota; Metazoa; Chordata; Actinopteri; Perciformes; Percidae. The record is from RefSeq and is a predicted model, not a curated record.
UCAAAGUGUGGAUGUCUUCUCAUGUCGGAGUGAACUUCAGCCAUCAAAACACACACACGUUCACACGUCGCAUUAACACAUUAAAGAGCCCUCAGGUGUGUUUCUGUUUAAAACUGGACACCGGAGCCCUUUGGAUCAGUUUGGAACAAUGUACGGAGGCAGCACAGUGUCCGACUUCAGCAUCGAGCGCAUCCUCUCCCCGCAGCUCGGACACAAGAAGCCGCCGGUGAUGGACUACGCACCGGGUGGAUACUUCCACGGGAUCCCCGGCGGAUUUUGGACUCUUUACCCCGGGAACCUAAGCCCUCCCGCCCCGGCUCCAGCUCCGGCUCCGGUCCGGGCCCCGGUGCCGGUCCCAGGAUGCCUGCAGUACCGAGGGACGCGCUUUGUAGACGCCUUUCUCCCGUAUGGAGCAGCCGGUUUCCAUCCCACAGACUUCACCAACGUGCACGCAAACUCCGGGGAGCGCAUGCGCUUCAGCAGCCAGGACUUUGCAGAUCCUCAGCAGUUGGCAGGUUACCAUAGUUACCAUCAGGCCGGGGUGCCCGCUCAGUCGCAGCUGCGUCAGAAGUCCCGGAUGAGGACGGUGUUCACCGACGGUCAGACCAAGCGGCUCGAGGUGCUGUUCGCGCUCAGCGACUAUCCGCCGGCGGAGACUCGCGAUGAGCUCGCGAGGAGCACCGGGCUGAGCGAGGAGACAGUCAGGAUUUGGUUUAAGAACCGCAGAGCCAGGAGGAAGCGGCAGCGCAGCAGGUCAAGGGUCAAUCCCUCCUCCCCUUCGCCCAGCAGCGCCGGAGCCGAGAACAAGUUCUUCGCCUCCUGCCUCUGAACGCCGACGAACUGUCCAGUCUGCUCAGGGACUCAGGGUCUACUAUGGAUCCCACGUAACUUCUAGGCAAGUCGAAGCAGCCCGAUUGGUCGGGGUUGGGCAUUAACCUCGAGUGGCUAAGGUUAGGGGUAGCUGAUUGGUCAGGGGACAGGACUGGACAGCUGGCCAAUGGUAGCCUGUGACUAGUAUUUAAAGGCGGGACCUGC